Mus musculus (house mouse) is the source of this 3637-nucleotide messenger RNA. RefSeq names its product RIKEN cDNA 1700019D03 gene (gene Akap19). Gene Ontology annotation, molecular function: protein kinase A regulatory subunit binding. The transcript is spliced from 2 exons. Lineage: Eukaryota; Metazoa; Chordata; Mammalia; Rodentia; Muridae. Gene Ontology annotation, cellular component: plasma membrane. The coding region runs from base 394 to 714 and encodes 106 amino acids. The record is from RefSeq and is marked validated.
GAAGGACGUCCGCCCUACUCCAGGGGAGACGUUGUCUCUGCUGCCCGGCCAUGCCGCACCUUUUCAGGCUUCGGCUCCCUUCCUGAGGCCCCGCCCUGGGGGGCAGCACCCACCCUGGGAGCCCGGGCUGCGGCCAGGGGCAUGAGAACAGCCAAGCGCCCGCGCCUCCUCGGCCGAGGCCGCGCAGACUUGCGAUGGCGGUGCAGCUGGCCCGCUGCAGUGUAGGGUAAACACAAGACGUGAAGAGUAGUGAAAGGGACUAGUGCUUGCCAAAGGGGCCUGAGAGGGAAGCCUGGUCAGCACCGUGUGGACAGCCCUGCACUGUUUUCCAAAGAUGCUCUUGAAGUAGUCCUCAUUAACACAGCUUGCCUUCACCUGCCAAAGCUCUUCAUCAUGGGCUGCAUGAAGUCAAAGGAAACGUUCCCAUUUCCUACCACAUUGGACAUUGACAAGCUGCAUGAGAGUGAGGAGGCCUUUAUUCCAGAUGACAGCAGUCAAUAUAGGACACCUUCUCCAGGUGAACAACAGCAAGUCCAGGAAGUAAAGAAACUCCCAGAGCCCGGUGCUGUGAUCGGUGCCCUGAUCCUUGAAUUCGCAGACCGUCUGGCCAGUGAAAUUGUGGAGGAUGCCUUGCAGCAGUGGGCAUGUGAAAACAUCCAGUACUACAACAUCCCAUACAUCGAGAGUGAGGGCUCAGACACCACCAUUAAUUGAUGAUACUCAACUGUGCUCUGGAUGUAGUCGGUGCUAGUUAAAUACAUAAGUUUUCAAAUUCCCAUGUCUAUGAUAUUAAUGUAAGGAUGCUUAUGAGGAAAUAUAAUUUUAAGCAAUUCUACUAUUUUAUCACCAAUGUAUAUCUGCUUGACUCAAGUUUUGGUCACAGAAGGUCUGGAAAGAGGUCUUGUGCCACCCAGCCAUUAGCUGUCUGUCAUACCAUGCUCUUCCUGGGGCAGGAAUGACAUCGCCAAAGAAAAUAUUAAAUAAAAAGUGCCCAAGUUCCAAAUGGUUAUUUUAAAGGGUUGACUUUAAAAUGACUAUUUUGUUGAUUUAUGCCAAAAAAAAAAAAAAAAAAACAACAUAAAACAAAACAAAAGGCCCAGAACAUGAAAGGGAAUUUCCUUAGAAUGUAAAAAAAUUGAGGAGUAGAACUCCAGCCAUAGUGAUCCAUAGCAUGUCUGUUGUCAAAACCUACUGUGUCAGGGAUUGCCCACUUCCUGACACCUAUAACCUACCAUUGGAGAGGUAAACCACCAGUGGAGAGGGCUGCCUUGAAUGUCGUUCUCAGUAGGAAGUCUAUUUUUGUAGAUGUAAAGGGUAGCAACCACCCUCAGCCUCAGGGUCAUGCCACAGCUGUUUCUGGAUGAUUUAAACUUUGCAUGUUACAGCCAUCUUUACAGAAUCUUUAUAGAAGUCAUGAUAGUUUAUCACAUUGAAAUAAGAAUCUCUUUGGUACCUUUUAUUCAGUAAAUCUUAACAAUGACAGAAAUUUAGUCUGCAAGGUGAAACUUUGAGCCUGGUUUUCAUGGCUAACAAUGUAUAAGGCCUCACUGCAGUGCUGGUACAGGGGUAGAUGUGUACAUGGUAUGAGGACUUGCAAUUCUCCUCCCAAAGGGACCACCUGUGUGCGAAUUAGCAGUCACUCAUGCCCCCAGAACACUCUUAGCCACAUACUCUACUCCUGAAUGGAGAACUUGUGUGGGUUUUAGCAGUCAUGAAUGCCCACAGAAUACUUUUAGUCAUAUUGUAGAAGUGUUAUAAAUUAGGCAUUUAAAAAACUAUCAUAUGCUUUAUUUUUUUUUUUUUUAAAUCUUAACUGUUUAAAACUCAACAGUAACAGAAGACCUUGAACAAAGUCAAUAGAAGAGGACUGACUGAGUGUCAAGAAUUAUCGCCAAGCUGUGCUAAACACCGAGUAAGAGGAAAUGGGGCCCAUCUAUACCAGUCCUUCAAGGACACGAUUUAUCAGCAUUCUUGAAAUCCAAAGCCAUUAAAGAAAGGCUUUUGAUAUCAUUGUGAUCUAAAUAGGUACUUGACUUUUACUCAAGAAAUGCUGAAUAGAGAAAUGCUGCCUCUAGUUUUAUAGUAAUACAUUGAAACAUAAGUCAAACUGUGUGAAUUCUCCAAGUUUUAGGAGCAGAGAGGUUGUUAAUAUUAGUGACAGCCAUCAUUCAGAUACCCAUUCAUUCUGUUAGUUUCACACACAGUGCUCCAUUACACUGGUGAUUGGACAGCUCACAGAACUGCAAGCAACCACUCCUGCUCCUAUGCCUUCCAUUUAGUUCAUGGAGCAGUGUAGUUUCCAAUGUCUAUACUGAUGAUUCAGGCAAAAGCCCCUAGGUCAUGAUGUUUCUCAUUCAAUUGGUUUCUCAUAUGAAGAUGCCUGUUGCAAAGUUUCUUGUUAUUUGACAAAUAUAAUUAAGUAUAUAAAAUAAUAUAUAUGUUGGUCAGAACAUAAAGACAAAAUCUACACAGAGAUAUUGGCAAGUGGGUACGGGUUGAGCAUUUCAACUUCAGGUUUCUUCUUUGUCUGAGGGUUGAGCCUGCCCAGUCCACAUCUACCCAGAUGUCUGCUCUCUGUUGCCCCUAUGUUUCACAACUAUAGUUUAAGCAACUAUGAUCAACAGUUUCAUCUCAUAUAUAUAUAUAUUAAAAAUGUUAUCAUACUCUAAGAGACCUACUUUAAAAUGUAUAAGAACUGUACACACACAGUAAGUAGUGGAUAAACUGUGUGAUAAAAUAAUUGAACAAACUUUAUACCACAUUGGACAGUAUCAGGAUAUAGUAUAGUUUGGCCUUGAUGAGAAUUAGGAACCUUUCAUGAGGAAUCAGCCCUUUUUAAUGGCUUUAUCUUCAAACAACUGAGUCUCGUUUGCGGUCUUUCAUUAAGGAGUAGAGGAGUGAGGAGGGUCCCAUAAAACAGAUCACUGAACAACUCGUUACCUGCUGGACAGAGACACGUGGAACAUGUCUAAGGGCACGAGACCUCCCAGUGGCAACUGCAGAAGUAGAAGUAGAACAUGUCCUGUUCCUUACUUAGACUCUCAAAAUGCCAGUGUGUUUCACCGCCCUUCCCUGCUGUCUCUUUGGUGUUGUUGCCUUUUGAUUACAAGCCUUGGAUGCUGGUGGAAUCUUAGUUGCCUUAUCAGUUCUUUACAAUCUACCUAUGGUUAUUAUCACUUAAAGCACAAUUUUGAAGGAGACAAAUAUGAUUAUCUUAAGCCCAAAGGAAUUUGUAUCAAGCUGUCUCAAACAUUAAAAGUAAAUGUACAAAAAUCCCAUGAUAUGCAGAUCCUAGUUAAUCAUCAGCAUUGGCAUUUGGGACCGAGUACACUUCUGAAUUACAUUAUUUUGGAAACCAGGGGUUAGAUAUGAUAAAUAAUGUAAAAAAAAAAAAAGUAAUGUACCAUAGAGCGUCUAUGGUACAUUAAACGACCCAGGUAUUUCUUCCUUGGAGCCAUAAACACUAGCUCUAAAGAAUUAGCUACCACUUUAGUCCCCAAACUCAAGUUUUGUUGGCAAACUUCCUUCACUGUAGGAGUUAACAUUGAAGAGGUAUUUUUUUCCCAGAUAUUUUUGUGAAAAUGGUUUUGUUGUUUGUUUUGGGUUUUUUGUAACUAUAAUAAAAGUCUAAUUGCAA